Lachnellula hyalina is the source of this 573-nucleotide messenger RNA. RefSeq names its product putative RING finger protein (gene YBR062C). Gene Ontology annotation, biological process: protein ubiquitination. The transcript is spliced from 2 exons. Gene Ontology annotation, molecular function: ubiquitin protein ligase activity. The record is from RefSeq and is a predicted model, not a curated record. Gene Ontology annotation, cellular component: cytoplasm. Lineage: Eukaryota; Fungi; Ascomycota; Leotiomycetes; Helotiales; Lachnaceae. Bases 1 to 573 code for a protein of 190 amino acids.
AUGGCAAGCCCCUAUGAAGUUGAACAUGGCAUAAAGCCCAGCACAACCACGAAACCCACUCGACGCCCUUCAAUGUCCUCCUUCUUCGCCCAACUCUCCCAAAUCGAAACCACAAACCCGCAUGCCCAGCCCACCCCCGUGGAAGUGAGCGCCGCCGAGCGCCUCCUCCAAGACCAACUGACCACGCUCCGGCUCUCCGCACCCACCGAGUCCAACCAAGCGCUCCUGACAGAACUAAUCUCCGCAAUUGAAAUGCAAAUCGAGCACCCCCCAGAGAAGGCCGCUGGAGUGCCGCAGUCGUAUCUGGAUGAGCUGGAUCGGGUGCCGAAGAAGCUGUUGAAGAAGACUGAUACGUGUCCGAUUUGUGGAGAGGCGUUCUUGGAUGAUGAGUACCCGCUUGUGGUGCAGUUGCCGUGUCAUAAGACGCACCGGUUUGAUCUGGAUUGUGUGGGGCCUUGGUUGAGGAUGCAGGGGACGUGUCCGUUGGAUCGGAAGGAAUUGAUGAAGAAGAAAGAGGUUCCCAAGCCGGUUGAGGAUGAUGAGGAAGAGGAUGAUGGUGGGAUGUAUGCUUAG